AUGUCAGAUAUCCGAGACAAAAGCGCACAGUUCCUCAGCGACUCGAUCGCAGCUGCCACUGGCGGUCAGGACGCAAGCUCGACCGCAUCACAGCUCGAGCAGGCCGUCUAUGACAAGUUUGGACAGUCGACCUCCAACGACUACCGAGGCGACAUCAGGAAUAUCGGGCUGACGCUCAAGAAGGACAAUCCACAGCUCGCAUCAGAUCUGCUCCAGGGCAAAGUGGCACCAGAACAGCUGGUCAACAUGUCACAAGAGGAUAUGAAAACAGAGGAACAAGCAGCGCAAGAUCAACAACUGCGUCAACAGAACUUGGAAGCUUCGGUCGGCGUGGACGAGCUGGAUCCCGAGCUGGGGCCGAUUGUCACUUCGGAGCAGGGCAUCUCUCGUAUGCAAGAGGGCGACAUGGAGACCUACGGCGAAGCAGGGGAAGCAUCCUUGGGCGGAGGCGGAGAGGGCGAGUUCAAGGCGAGAGCGCAGCCCAAGGUGGGUGAAGCUAUGCGUGGUAUCGAGUUCGAGACUGGUGUCUAG
This is a messenger RNA of Kalmanozyma brasiliensis GHG001, 531 nucleotides long. Its product is annotated as Transcription elongation factor S-II, central domain protein. NCBI's taxonomy places the organism in Eukaryota, Fungi, Basidiomycota, Ustilaginomycetes, Ustilaginales. Gene Ontology annotation, cellular component: nucleus. The record is from RefSeq and is a predicted model, not a curated record. The coding region runs from base 1 to 531 and encodes 176 amino acids. The transcript is spliced from 2 exons. Gene Ontology annotation, biological process: DNA-templated transcription.